Enhydra lutris kenyoni (northern sea otter) is the source of this 1558-nucleotide messenger RNA. Its product is annotated as ADCYAP receptor type I. Lineage: Eukaryota; Metazoa; Chordata; Mammalia; Carnivora; Mustelidae. Gene Ontology annotation, cellular component: plasma membrane; neuron projection. Bases 65 to 1558 code for a protein of 497 amino acids. The record is from RefSeq and is a predicted model, not a curated record. Gene Ontology annotation, molecular function: G protein-coupled peptide receptor activity; peptide hormone binding; vasoactive intestinal polypeptide receptor activity. Gene Ontology annotation, biological process: adenylate cyclase-modulating G protein-coupled receptor signaling pathway; cell surface receptor signaling pathway. The transcript has 16 exons.
GCGGCUGCUCUGAGCGGGAGGCAAGCAUAGCUGGUCUGAGUCUCCGUCCGGGCUGAGAAGCAUCAUGGCCGGCAUCUUGCAAGCCUCCCUGGCUGCUUUCCUCCUGCUGCCUAUGGCCACCGCCAUGCACUCUGACUGCAUCUUCAAGAAGGAGCAAGCCAUGUGCCUGGAGAAGAUCCAGAGGGCGAACGACCUGAUGGGUUUGAACGACUCCUCCCCAGGCUGCCCUGGGAUGUGGGACAACCUCACGUGUUGGAAGCCUGCCCACGUGGGUGAGAUUGUCCUGGUCAGCUGCCCUGAAUUCUUCCAAAUCUUCAACCCAGACCAAGUGUGGAAGCUAGAAACCUUUGGAGAGUUCGAUUUCCCUGACAGUAACUCCUUGGAUCUCUCAGACAUGAGGGUGGUGAGCCGGAACUGCACAGAGGAUGGAUGGUCAGAGCCCUUCCCUCAUUACGUAGAUGCGUGUGGGUUUGAUGACUAUGAUGAGUACGAGCCCGGGGACCAGGAUUAUUACUACUUGUCGGUCAAGGCCCUGUACACAGUUGGUUACAGCACAUCCCUCGUCACCCUCACCACUGCCAUGGUCAUCCUUUGUCGUUUCCGGAAGCUGCACUGCACCCGCAAUUUCAUCCACAUGAACCUGUUCGUGUCGUUCAUGCUGAGGGCCAUCUCUGUCUUCAUCAAAGACUGGAUCCUCUACGCAGAGCAGGACAGCAACCACUGCUUCAUCUCCACCGUGGAAUGCAAGGCUAUAAUGGUUUUCUUCCACUACUGUGUCGUGUCGAACUACUUUUGGCUGUUCAUCGAGGGUCUGUACCUCUUCACCCUGCUAGUGGAGACCUUCUUUCCUGAGAGGAGAUACUUCUACUGGUACACCAUCAUAGGCUGGGGGACACCAACUGUGUGUGUGUCUGUGUGGGCUAUGCUGAGGCUCUACUUCGAUGACACAGGCUGCUGGGAUAUGAAUGACAACACAGCUCUGUGGUGGGUGAUCAAAGGCCCUGUGGUUGGCUCCAUAAUGGUUAACUUUGUUCUCUUCAUUGGCAUCAUCGUUAUCCUUGUGCAGAAACUUCAGUCUCCGGACAUGGGAGGCAAUGAGUCCAGCAUCUACUUCAGCUGCGUGCAGAAAUGCUACUGCAAGCCACAGCGGGCUCAGCAGCACUCCUGCAAGAUGUCAGAACUGUCCACCAUAACUCUACGGCUAGCCCGGUCCACCCUGCUGCUCAUCCCACUGUUUGGAAUCCACUACACGGUAUUCGCCUUCUCCCCGGAGAAUGUCAGCAAGAGGGAGAGACUUGUGUUUGAGCUGGGGCUGGGCUCCUUCCAGGGCUUUGUGGUAGCUGUUCUCUACUGUUUUCUGAAUGGGGAGGUGCAGGCGGAGAUCAAGCGUAAGUGGCGGAGCUGGAAGGUGAACCGCUACUUCACCGUGGACUUCAAGCACCGGCACCCGUCCCUGGCCAGCAGCGGGGUGAACGGGGGCACCCAACUCUCCAUCCUGAGCAAGAGCAGCUCCCAGAUCCGCAUGUCCGGACUCCCGGCUGACAACCUGGCCACCUGA